Molecule: messenger RNA, 378 nt
Organism: Prorocentrum cordatum
Lineage: Eukaryota; Dinophyceae; Prorocentrales; Prorocentraceae
Source: the annotation of a GenBank genome assembly
AUGGAUUCCCAGGUGCUGGUCGAACUCUUCAACAUGAUUGUGCCAUGCAGCAACCCAGUCACAGAGCCAAUUGUCUCCAGAGUGCAUGGUGCCCUGGCGACCUUGUACGGGGACGUCUUUGACUACAAGGGGAAACAUUUGGCCUCGCACGAUUGGAGACCAAGGGAGUUCAAUAGAGCCGAUGAUGCGUUGCGCAGCGCUGCCAUCAGAGCUAGGACAAACAUACAUUUCGAUUGGGGCCCGGAUCUUUCCACGGACCUGCUCGGGAUCCCAGCCGCGCAGAUCUACUCAGAUGGUGGGCUGCAAGGAGAUAGUGGCACUGCGGCCUGGGUCGCUUUCGCUGUCCAUCCACGCGGAAGAGUGCCCCCAGAAUCUUAG